Molecule: messenger RNA, 3166 nt
Organism: Stereum hirsutum FP-91666 SS1
Lineage: Eukaryota; Fungi; Basidiomycota; Agaricomycetes; Russulales; Stereaceae
Exons: 6
Coding region: 1-3063 (1020 amino acids)
Biological process (GO): protein stabilization; telomere maintenance via telomerase
Cellular component (GO): cytosol
Molecular function (GO): telomeric repeat DNA binding; Hsp90 protein binding
Source: RefSeq, a predicted model, not a curated record
AUGACCGCAGAAGCUGCUUCCCAGAUCCGGGAGGUCAUUAAUCGCCUUCAAACACCCAUUGCGGAUCUACCAACUCUACUAGCUCUCGUAGCGGCUCCUCUCGAAUGCUUGAAUCUCCUACCACCACAAUAUCGGUCAUUUAACACGUCGCCAAUCCCCGCUGACGCAUUACAUGCUACUCGACAUCUACCUCCUCUACAACGCGCCAUCCUUGAGCAUGUAAUCCCUCACUGGCACCCGAUCCUCUCGGAACAGAAAAUGACACCGUUGAUCGACCAAUACUUUGUUCCAGACGCGUUUUCGUACUCCAACUCCUCUGCGGGACAGGUUGUGCUGCAUGCGUACUCCACGCUGCUUUCUCUGCCCUUUACGCCGUAUUCAUUGGACGUGCUGGCAAGAUUGUCGAAGGCAUACCCAAUCGACCGAUUGCACUCUGCUAUCUUCACCACGAAAAGUCCACAAUCUGAGAUGGCGUGGGAAGACAUUGUCAAGAAUGUCGUUUCUGUACCUCCAAAGGUAGCCAAUGGUCUUGCCGGCAAAAACACCACGCCACCAGAGUUAGAGCAGGGGCCGUACUAUGCGAAUGUAUGCUCUCGGUCUGAGGUACUGGUUCAUACGCUUGCCACCAAUAAUAGGAAAGGUAGCAUUCCAUCGGUCGCCUAUCUCUUCGCGCGGCUUGUGAGCAUUGGGGCGUUUCCACCGUCGCCACCGAAUAUUCCCUCUCAGCCUUCUUUUUUUGCCUCCGUCCUCCCAGCGAUUCGUGACCGUUUGUCGGGUGGCCCAGACCCGUCAAGCUAUACUGACUUUUGGGCAGAGCUUUUGAGCUCGUUGUCAUCAUCGUUGACGGUACAGAGCAUCGUUACCUCGCUGUUCGGCCACGUCAUACGGAUUGAAUCUGCUCUUGACCCAUUACCUCGCACCAGAGCGCUUGUCAAGGGUGAAUCCGAGCUUUUUCGCGGCCUUCUGGGACCACUCAACAAGAAGAAUGAAUUGUGGGAUAAUAUUGUCGCAAUAAUACUUGGGAGAGAGUGGCCCGAAGGACAUGCAAGAGUCUUUGCUUGCUGGGCCGCAAGCUCGCAGGUCGGGGUGGUAGAUGAAGACGGACUUGGGGCUCUGCUGGACAAAACACUCGAUGUUUGGUCCUCCUCAGAACACAUCAAGCAUUCACUUCUUUCCCGACAUCACUACAUGACGCUUCUCCUUCUCACCACCAUCUCGUACCUCCCGAACAACUCUCCGAUCCUAACAGAACUAUCGUUUCAUUCUCCCUUCAUACGCUGUAUCGGCACAUACAUCGGCCACCUGGACCCAUCUGUUCGACGUUGCGGUAUGCUCGUCGCCGAAGAGAUCGCUAGUCGAACCGGCAAGUCUCUUAAUUUUGGCGAUUGGAACGGAGAUGAUGGUGGCAAGCUAUGGUCCCGAGAAGUACGCACUCUCAUCGCCGAGAGAGACGCGGACGCCCAAUCUCCAAAGGAUGAUUCCGGAGAACCCAUCGAGCUGAAGCUGGAGGACCUCUUAAUCGAAGAUGCCAUUGGUCCUUCACAGGAGAACAAGCCUGUAUCACUACCUGCAGCGGGCGGAUACGACUCAGACGAUUCUCUCACUGGCUAUGCGUCGCCUACAUCCUCCCGGUCUGCGUCUCCUACUCCAUCAGAACUCGAGGAGUACGAGAAGGAUCCGACAGUGCGCUUAGGUCGCAACAAGAUCACGAGGCCGGUUUAUUUAGCACAGCUCGGCGAGCUGAUACGACACACGAGCGGUAUGAAGAGUGAGCAGGAGAGUCAGGAGGCAGACAAGAUUGAGAUGGGACUGAACACCGCUGAAGAGUUGAUUAGGCGAAAGAGAAACUUUGGAACAGAACUUCAGGAGAAUGCUGUGAAUCUGGUGUAUGGGCUUAUCGGCCUAAACAAUAACUACGAGCUAGAAGGUUUUGACUACAAGCGGCAGGCAGCGCUCAAUGCUCUCGUAGCAUGCUGUCCUCGUAGAGCCGCGCCUGCAAUCAUCGAAGAGUUCUUCAAGAACCAGUAUUCGACCGACCAACGCUACGUGAUGCUCAAUGCUCUAGCUCUUGGCGCCCGCGAACUCGCAGACCUUCCGCUCCCAGAUGCCGCCGUAGUCCGGCCUCUCAUAAGUGACAAGCUCGAGUUCCCCACCAAGCGUCUUCCCCCAGCUCUGCACGACCGCUACACCCGGAGCGAAGCAACAUCACAAGUACAAGGCCUACUUACAUCUAUCUCCCGAAAAUCUAUCGAAAACACGAAGGAAACAACCGAACAAAGCGCUCCAGAGCUCAUUCGCGAGCGUCGUUUACGAGUCCGUCAACCUGCCAAAGUUACCGAGAUGCACCGGCCGAGCACGUCGCAAACUGUACACAACAUUCGAUCCUCGACUCUGCAGCAACCUCGAGUGGCCACCUUCAUGGAUGUCGCUGUCGAAUCCUUUAUAUACCCUCUAAUCAGUCGGUUUUGGUUGUUCCUGAGAGACGAGCAGGCUCGGGAGGAUAGGACUGCACAACGAGAGAAGUUACAUCGAUAUCAGGGUGCAGGGACGGGACUCGUGUUGAGUGCCGUCGUGCUCUCGCAUUUCCUGGCAACGCUCGCAGUGCUAGUACACGCCGCCAGACAUGCGCCGGAAUGGCUGGCCGUUGUGGCACCGGACGCUCUCGAACUCGCAGUCACGUUAGGCACCCGGCCAGUCUCCAGUUCUCCGGACGAAGACGAUGACAGUGAUGACGAGGAGAUGUCGAAUGCAUCGCAGCCAAAAAACCGAGAAGACAAAGAGGCGCGAGUGCUGACCAUGGCACUCGAACUAGCACUCAUAGUAUUGGAUGGGUGUGCAGAACUGGAUGGCGGGAGGUCAUUAGGACUAGAACACACAGCGCUAUUGUUGGGUACCGGAGAGUGGGCUGGUCAAGUUUUUACGCGUCUGGAAAAGGGGCUUCUGGUCAAAGGUGGUGGGGGUAUGGCGGAGGCCAGGUUGAGCAAGGCGGCCGCUGGUGUGGUUUUGAAGGCGAACGAACUUGCUGAGAGAUGGAGGAGGUCUAUGAUCGAUUUGGCUCGCUGAUGGGUAUAUCUACUUCCGCUAUCGUCUUACAAUAUUGUUCAGGAUCCUUGGCUAUUGUCACGUCAAGGACCUUUUCUGGUGUAAAUGUACAAAAUCAAAUGUG